This is a messenger RNA of Pezoporus occidentalis (night parrot), 1194 nucleotides long. Its product is annotated as loricrin-like. NCBI's taxonomy places the organism in Eukaryota, Metazoa, Chordata, Aves, Psittaciformes, Psittacidae. Bases 1 to 1194 code for a protein of 397 amino acids. The transcript is spliced from 2 exons. The record is from RefSeq and is a predicted model, not a curated record.
AUGUGCUCCAGACAGAGCUCCGGAGGCUGCCAUGGAAUGUCCUAUCAAUCCAGUGGUUGCCACAGCGGGGGCUCCUCCUACUGUGGGGGCUCAGGCAGCUACGGCGGUGGCAAGAUCAUCGUCAGCUCUGGGGGUGGAGGAGGUGGAUCCUGCUGCAGUGGAAGCUCCUCAAGCUAUGGCAUGGGAGGAGGCUACGGUGGUGGAUCCUGUGGGGGAUCUGGCCAGAAGAUCAUUGUUAGUUCAGGUGGUGGAGGAGGAUGCUGCAGUGGGGGAUCCAGUGGUGGGUAUUCAGGAUCAAAGAGCAUCAUUGGAGGUGGAAGCAGUGGAGGAUACUCUGGAGGCUGUAGUGGAGGAUCCAGUGGUGGGUAUUCAGGAUCAAAGAGCAUCAUUGGAGGUGGAAGCAGUGGAGGAUACUCUGGAGGCUGUAGUGGAGGAUCCAGUGGUGGGUAUUCAGGAUCAAAGAGCAUCAUUGGAGGUGGAAGCAGUGGAGGAUACUCUGGAGGCUGCAGUGGAGGAUCCAGUGGUGGGUAUUCAGGAUCAAAGAGCAUCAUUGGAGGUGGAGGUAGUGGAGGGUACUCUGGAGGCUGCAGUGGAGGAUCCAGUGGUGGGUAUUCAGGAUCAAAGAGCAUCAUUGGAGGUGGAAGCAGUGGAGGAUACUCUGGAGGCUGUAGUGGAGGAUCCAGUGGUGGGUAUUCAGGAUCAAAGAGCAUCAUUGGAGGUGGAGGUAGUGGAGGGUACUCUGGAGGCUGUAGUGGAGGAUCCAGUGGUGGGUAUUCAGGAUCAAAGAGCAUCAUUGGAGGUGGAAGCAGUGGAGGGUACUCUGGAGGCUGCAGUGGAGGAUCCAGUGGUGGGUAUUCAGGAUCAAAGAGCAUCAUUGGAGGUGGAAGCAGUGGAGGAUACUCUGGAGGCUGCAGUGGGGGCUCCUCAAGCUAUGGUAUAGGAGGAGGUUACAGCGGUGGAUCCAGUGGGGGAUCUGGCCAGAUCAUCAUCAGCUCAGGUGGUGGAGGAGGCUCAUCUGGAUGCUGCAGCGGAGGAUACAGUGGUGGCUCCUCAGGCCAGACAAUCAUCAUCAGCUCUGGAGGGGGCAGCGGAGGGUCCUAUCAGUCCUCCCAGCAGAAAUGCCCUAUUGUCGUCCCCCACAUCCAGUCCCAUCAAACCAAGCAGUCCUGCCACUGGCCAGGCAGAAGGAAAUAG